Phacochoerus africanus (Common warthog) is the source of this 2856-nucleotide messenger RNA. RefSeq names its product potassium inwardly rectifying channel subfamily J member 1 (gene KCNJ1). Lineage: Eukaryota; Metazoa; Chordata; Mammalia; Artiodactyla; Suidae. Gene Ontology annotation, biological process: regulation of monoatomic ion transmembrane transport; potassium ion import across plasma membrane. Gene Ontology annotation, molecular function: ATP-activated inward rectifier potassium channel activity. The record is from RefSeq and is a predicted model, not a curated record. Gene Ontology annotation, cellular component: plasma membrane. The transcript has 4 exons. The coding region runs from base 469 to 1587 and encodes 372 amino acids.
CUAAGUAAACUGUGUUCUUUGAGAGCCGUUGCAUACAGAUGGCUUGGCAGCCGGUCUGAGCUGACCUACAAACUCAUAAAAAGCAACAGAGCCCCAGGCCCUCUCACCCUGGCCAUCCAAACUCUGGGACCAAAGGUGCAAGGACUGUCAAGGACCCGGCUGCUUUCUUGGGGACCAAGAAGCUGAGCGUUCAUCUCUGCAUUCAAGCUGGCAAUCCAUGAGUUGAGCACACCAAAUGAAGCCAAGCCUGGUGAUGGGAAGGAUGCUGUUUUCCACAAGGACUUACCCAGCCUGCUGGCAGGUUUCACUGGUUACAUUGGGAAAUUAGCUCCGUGAAAAGGCAGGUGAGUCGACCUAGACACGCAUCAGUCAGCAGCCGAGCUGGGAUUCAAGGCCGACUCCAGACCACGUGUUUCACGGCCUGGGGCCCCUGCGCACACUCUCUAGAUCCGGGUGUUGACCGAAAGAAUGUUCAAACGAGUUCGGAAAUGGUUUAUCACUCGAAUUUGGGGGCAUUCUCGGCGAAGAGCGAGGCUGGUCUCCAAAGAUGGAAGGUGCAAUAUUGAGUUUGGCAACGUGGAGGCACAGUCAAGGUUGAUAUUCUUUGUGGACAUCUGGACAACCGUGCUGGACCUCAAAUGGAGAUACAAAAUGACCAUCUUCAUCACAGCCUUCUUGGGGAGCUGGUUCUUCUUUGGUCUUUUGUGGUAUGCCGUCGCUUACAUUCACAAAGAUCUCCCCGAGUUCCAUCCUCCCGCCAACCACACACCCUGUGUGGAACACAUUAAUGGCUUGACCUCAGCCUUUCUGUUUUCUCUGGAAACACAGGUGACCAUCGGCUAUGGAUUUAGGUGUGUGACGGAACAAUGCGGCACUGCCAUUUUUCUGCUUAUCUUCCAGUCUAUCCUUGGAGUCAUCAUCAAUUCUUUCAUGUGUGGUGCCAUUUUAGCCAAGAUCUCCAGACCUAAAAAACGUGCCAAGACCAUCACUUUCAGCAAGAACGCAGUGAUCAGUAAGCGGGGUGGGAAGCUUUGUCUCCUGAUCCGAGUGGCUAAUCUUCGGAAGAGCCUCCUAAUUGGCAGUCACAUAUAUGGAAAGCUUCUGAAGACCACCAUCACCCCUGAAGGAGAGACCAUUAUUUUGGACCAGAUCAAUAUCAACUUUGUGGUUGAUGCGGGGAAUGAAAACCUGUUCUUCAUCUCUCCAUUGACAAUUUACCACAUUAUUGAUCACACCAGCCCCUUCUUCCACAUGGCAGCAGAAACCCUUCCCCAACAGGACUUUGAAUUAGUGGUGUUUUUAGACGGCACGGUGGAAUCAACCAGUGCUACCUGCCAAGUCCGGACAUCCUAUGUCCCAGAAGAGGUGCUCUGGGGCUACCGUUUCGCUCCCAUUGUGUCCAAGACCAAGGAAGGCAAAUAUCGAGUGGAUUUCCAUAACUUUAGCAAGACGGUGGAAGUGGAGACACCUCACUGUGCCAUGUGCCUUUAUAAUGAGAAAGAUGCUCGAGCCAGAAUGAAGAGAGGCUAUGACAACCCCAACUUCAUUUUGUCAGAAAUCAACGAAACAGAUGAUACCAAAAUGUAACAGUGGCUUUUCAACAGGAGUAAAGCAAAAUCAUGAAGAUUCCUAGUGACUAGAAGCAUUAUGAAACAAUCAGCGAUUUGGGGGGCAGGAAAGUAGGACAAGAGCCCCUAAGGUCUCCUGGCAUGGUGCCCCUGGACCCCUUAACCCUGAUGCUACAAGACAUAGCUCUGCAAAGCAACUGCAUGAGAGCAUGUACUGGGUUGAUAGGAAACUGGAAAUGGAAGUCAUAGGAACUCACAGAACAUCUUGAAUAGGACUAUUUGAAGUCAGGCAGUGUUAAUGGGAACAAAUAAAACCGGCCAAAGGCUCUUGGAUGGGGCAAAUGAGGUCUUUUUAAGUGUCUCCCUGAAUAAGUUGUGAGCUUUAGAUGGGAUCUGGGAAAAGCCAUAUUCUUAUUUUGAUUCUACUGAUAAGAAAGAAGCCACUCUUAUUUUAGCAUUGGCUUUUAUUGGAGGAAACAUUGUGUCCUAAGUUGGAGGAGAUGAACCAAUCAAAGACAGAAAAGACUGCUACAUAAUGGACAUUUGUGAGGCUCUGACCUUCUCUAACCCUGGUUGUUGGAGCUUUCACCUUAGUCUGGGUCAUGCUGUGUUUCCAGGGGAGCAAGGAAAGGCUCAGUUCAGAGACUCCACAUUGCUGCCUAUGCAAAAUGGAGUGGAGUGCUGAGUCCAGCCUGUUCUAUGGCUUAUCCAGACCCUGCAGCUAAGCUGGGUUUUGGCCCAAGUGAGCUUGCACGGUGCAUUUAGACAGAAGCUAAACUACCACUCUAGAAUCUCAAUGAGCACCUUCCUGCAAGACAGAAUGUUUGAUUUGAAAAUGGGGGUAAGAGCUCUUCCAAUUUGUGGUAGAUGGGAGAAGGAGCUACAAAACUGUUAAAAGAGUUUUUUUCUGAUCUUCCAAAAAGGCAACAAGGAGUUUGCAGGUGUCAAGUCAGUUUAGAAGAGAACGUACUGCCAGUGCACCUGAGAAAGUGCAUCUGCUGUGUUCAGGCUGAGGGUUUGGAGAAGAGUGAAAGGGAAGGGGAUCCCCCAGUGAGGAAGCUGCUGGCUCUCCCUUCCUCCGAUCCCAACACCACAUCUUCCUCAGAGACCCAUAUAACUAAGGAUGGAUCUGCAGGGGAAGGUUUUACUGUGAAUCUCUUGUCCAGUUUCCCACCUAUUUUAUUACUAUUUUGAAUGUACUUGGAGAGGGCGGUACUCAAUGCUGCUUAGGAAUCAGGAUGUUCCAGCCUGUUGAUUAAUACAUUAAAGCUCUGAAACUGUGCACGUA